This is a messenger RNA of Nymphalis io (European peacock), 1012 nucleotides long. Its product is annotated as aquaporin-like. NCBI's taxonomy places the organism in Eukaryota, Metazoa, Arthropoda, Insecta, Lepidoptera, Nymphalidae. Gene Ontology annotation, cellular component: plasma membrane. The transcript is spliced from 2 exons. The coding region runs from base 136 to 951 and encodes 271 amino acids. Gene Ontology annotation, molecular function: water channel activity. The record is from RefSeq and is a predicted model, not a curated record. Gene Ontology annotation, biological process: transmembrane transport.
UCUACACUGCACUUGUGAAACUUGUAUCGUAAGGCCAGUUCUGAAUUCUGUAAACCGUUAUAUGUCGAUAAACCUGUGAAUCAUAUAGCCAACAUUGAGGCAGCUAACCUGUAACCAACUUAUUGUUGAGAUAAAAUGGCUGUGAAUACUCAUUCCGAUUGUGUUGGCAAGAUUAAGGUUGUGGAAGAAAUAAAAAGACGACCAACCCUCGAGAUCUCAUCCUGGUGGAACCGAAAUUGGAGAGCGAUUCUUGGUGAAUUGGUAGCGACGACAUUAUUAAUAUUUCUUGGUUGUAUGACGUGUAUACCUAUUGAUGGAGUACCUCUAAUCACACCCUUGUAUAGCCCAAUAGGUUUUGGGCUAAUCGUUUUGUUCGUAGCUCAAUCUUUUGGACAUAUUUCUGGUGCUUUCAUGAACCCUUCUGUCUCAUUGAUUGCUGUUAUUUGGGGUAAGAUAUCUUUGCCUCUUGGAAUAGCGUAUGCGAUCGCUGAAUGCCUAGGCGCAACCAUAGGAUACGGUAUGUUAAUGGCACUGUCACCGUCCGAUUUGAUCUCUAGCGGUAUAUGUAUCACCGAACCUCACGCUGGACAUACAGUAUACCAAGCGUUAGGCGUUGAAGUAGUGUUUACUGCCGCAUUAGGAUUUGUUAUUUGUUCUGUAUGGGAUCCAGUUAACGAAGAAAAAAAUGAAUGCACAUCUAUAAAGUUUGGUCUAAGUAUGUCUGGCUUAGCAAUUGCUGGAGGCCCAUUAGCAGGAGCUAGUAUGAACCCAGCAAGAUCUCUCGGACCAGCUAUAUGGACAGCUAGAUGGGCUUUCCAUUGGAUUUACUGGGUUGGUCCUCUAUUUGGCGGGGCUCUGACUGCGACGCUUUAUAAAUUUGUAUGGCUUAAGAAGGAACUAAUAAAGCAGCCUCAACUACUUGCUUGGAAUGAUGACAACAGUGCAGUCUAGUGAAGAAGAAACAACGAUGUGGAUGACGGGGGCAACUGAGCUACAGCAUCGUAGAUUGAAA